Fukomys damarensis (Damara mole-rat) is the source of this 1282-nucleotide messenger RNA. It is a transcript of the gene Ift20, whose product is annotated as intraflagellar transport 20. Lineage: Eukaryota; Metazoa; Chordata; Mammalia; Rodentia; Bathyergidae. Gene Ontology annotation, biological process: intraciliary transport; centrosome localization; protein localization to cilium. The coding region runs from base 441 to 839 and encodes 132 amino acids. Gene Ontology annotation, cellular component: cilium; centrosome; intraciliary transport particle B. The transcript has 7 exons. The record is from RefSeq and is a predicted model, not a curated record.
GAUGGGCGGGGUUAAGUGCUUCCGGCGUCCGGAGUUGACGUUGUGGGUAAACUAGUCCUGUUGCCGUGGCAGCGGCCGAGGCGGGCGGACUCUUUUCGCCACGUUGUACAGAGGAGGGGGAUUGUCUACAGUAGCAGCCUGGGCUGAAGAGCGCCGCCUUUGCGGGAUUGGCAGGGACCCAACUUCCAUCCCUAAUGCAGCUGAAUUAUGUGCUCCUACAGGGUGGGCACCAUGUGGCAUUCAUCUCUGUACCCCCAGCACCUAGCAGUACUGGCAUGUGGUAGGCACUCAAGAAAUGUGUGUUGAAUGAAGGAUGCCUGUGCCAAGCAACUGGACUUUACUCUUUCCUGACCCUUGCUCCUAUUCCACACCUUCUCCUGACUGCCACUGUCACCCCCUCACAGAAGAGCUUCUCUAGGGAACCUGGAAGGGAAACAGCUAUGGCCAAAGACAUCCUGGGUGAAGCCGGGUUGCACUUUGAUGAGCUGAAUAAGUUGCGGGUGUUGGACCCAGAGGUUACCCAGCAGACCACAGAGCUCAAGGAAGAGUGCAAGGACUUCGUGGACAAAAUUGGCCAGUUUCAGAAAAUAGUUGGUGGUCUAAUUGAGCUUGUUGACCAACUUGCAAAAGAAGCAGAAAAUGAGAAGAUGAAGGCCAUUGGUGCUCGGAACUUGCUCAAAUCUAUAGCAAAGCAGAGAGAAGCCCAACAGCAGCAACUUCACGCACUAAUAGCAGAAAAGAAAAUGCAGCUAGAAAGGUAUCGAGUUGAAUAUGAAGCUUUGUGUAAAGUAGAAGCAGAACAAAAUGAAUUUAUUGACCAAUUUAUUUUUCAGAAAUGAACUGAAAAAUCUCAUUUUUAUAGCAGGAAGGCAAAAAAAGCCCCCAAACCAAAAAACCUCUACCAUUCCAGUGACUUGACUGAUGACCUGAGUAUGUCAUGAAACAGUGUAUAAGGGGUGAGCCCCCAGAGGCAGUAAUGCAAGUCUGGGGGAGCUGGUGUUAAACAUCGGUGCACAGCCACUGCCAGUGGCCACACAGGGCAGGUCCUCACCUCUUGCAUUAUUAUGAACUAAGCAGUCUGUAAACUUUGCUCUUUUUUGUAAAUUCACAAUACUUUGGAAGGAAAAGCAAUAAAUUAUUGUUUUCAAAUAGUUUGAUCUACCUUUCUUCCCUCAGUGCCUUGCAGUAGGCUUAACCCCUUUCGAUAGGACCCUGGAUGUUCCAGCCUCUAGUCCACAAAACAAACCAGGCAGUGGCUACAGCUACCUUUAUUUGUACCAGA